Messenger RNA from Ramularia collo-cygni, 1185 nucleotides. RefSeq lists its product as uncharacterized. NCBI's taxonomy places the organism in Eukaryota, Fungi, Ascomycota, Dothideomycetes, Mycosphaerellales, Mycosphaerellaceae. The transcript is spliced from 4 exons. Bases 1 to 1185 code for a protein of 394 amino acids. Gene Ontology annotation, molecular function: electron-transferring-flavoprotein dehydrogenase activity; flavin adenine dinucleotide binding. The record is from RefSeq and is a predicted model, not a curated record. Gene Ontology annotation, cellular component: cytoplasm.
AUGGCCGAAGUACGCAAGAUCGUGAUAUUAGGUGCUGCAUUCGGUGGACUGGGUACUUUCCACUAUCUCGCGAAGCAUGUUGUUCCUCAACUCAAAGGCGCAAAAUACGAGAUUCACCUGGUGUCAGAGUCCAGUUCGUUCUGGUGGAAUGUUGCAGCUCCCCGACAGAUCGUGACAAUGGCGGACCUGACUGUCGAGAAGACUUUCGUCCCAAUCACGAAAAUUAUUGAUCAAUAUCCCAACCUCAAGGACUCGAUCUUCUUCCACCACGCAAGCGCCACAUCUCUCGAUCAUGAGGCGCGAACGGUGACGCUGUCCCCUCAAGGAGGUGAGACCAAGGUCAUUGACUAUUACGCUCUCGUGAUUGCGACUGGRGUCAAGAGCCCGACGCCGCUGACCACUUUGCACGGGGACUACACUAUAACCGAGAAGGCCCUUCUGGACAUGAAUGCCAAAAUCGGUAGUGCAAAGGAGGUUGUGAUUAGUGGCGGUGGACCUAUUGGGGUUGAGACGGCCGGAGAAAUCGGGUAUCAUCUGAAAGGCAAGGCGAAAAUUACCUUGAUCACURGUGGUGACAAAUUGCUUCCCGUCUUCAACAAGUCCCGGGCGGCCAAGGCGCAGGACAAGCUCGAAAAACUCGGCGUCACAGUCGUCUAUGGCACAAAAGUCAAUAGUGCUGAGCAGGGAGCUGAUGGUAAGACGCAACUCUCGCUCGACGACGGCAAGACGAUGACAGCCGACAUCUACAUACCUGCCCACGGAGUCAAGCCUAAUUCUGAAUUUGUCCCGGCCUCGCUCAAGUCUAGCAAUGGAUACAUCAACACCAACAAGGAGACUAUGCGAGUAGACGCUGCAGGGCCGCGUGUCUACGCUGCGGGAGACAUUGCUGGUGUGGAUACUGGUGGUAUAGUGAACAUGUAUAAUUCGCUACCAGUACUGCAAAAGAAUCUCGCCAACGAUUUGCUCUCCGAAGCAACAGGUGGUAGCAACAGUACCGACAAGAAAUACACUUUCACACCCGCAGAAACGCAGUUCGUACCGGUUGGUCCCAAGACAGGCGUUGCGGCGUUCAAUGGCUGGUCCGUUCCCGGAUUUGUGGUAUCGUUUGUUAAGGGAAAGGACUAUAUGGUAGGCAUGGGAAUGGCGGACUGGACGGAGGGAAAGAAGUUCGCCAAGGCGUUGUAG